UAUCACUUCGAAAACGAACGCAAAGCAAUAUGUGAUUAUGAGAAUGAUAAGGCAUCGAAGCAGUCUCCGAUCAGUGACACGCCACAAUCACCAUGUUCAUCGUCAGCAUCAACAACUCAACCACAACCACAUUCUACGGCACUAAGGAAAGCUCGCUCUGCAGGAAUUCUCGAGCCUAGUCGUGCUCCAUUCCACAAUUCUCUGCAAAAGGCCAAUUCGAUAAAACCGUGUGUGAUGGACUACUUCGAAGAAUUCGAGACGAAGCCAAAUUUAUUCGAUCUCGUCGAAAUGCACACGAUCGAUGAUAAGGCUGCCUUAGAAGAAGUAUUGUUAGCGAAUACACCAUUCGGUAACAAUGCCUUUUACUUAAUGUUCUCUUUGUUUAAUUAA
Messenger RNA from Anisakis simplex (herring worm), 390 nucleotides. NCBI's taxonomy places the organism in Eukaryota, Metazoa, Nematoda, Chromadorea, Rhabditida, Anisakidae. The record is from the annotation of a GenBank genome assembly.